AGUAGCAUGUAAAAAGGAAUUACUCAAGGUCAGGGGUAGGACACAAGGCAGAGCAGUGAGCUUCCUUACUCCAAUAUAUCUAAACCCAAUGCCAUCUGUCUUCCCACCGACAACACUUCCCUCCCCGCUGCAUAUCGCCAAAUAUGGCCGACAAUUCCAUGUACUAAAAACGAACCACAAAAACCUUCCAUCCCCUGCUCUCAAUCUAAUACCCACGUCGAUUUCAGUGCAAAAAUCAAAACAAUGUCCCAAUCCAUUCCACCAGAGCUCAUCGCUGACAUCCUCUGCCGGCUCCCCACGCGCACCCUCGCCAGGUCCCGGUGCGUCUCCAAACAAUGGCGCGAAAUCAUCGACGACUUCCACUUCACCAAACGACAUUUACAGCAUUCCAUCCACACAAACUCCAACCGCCGCCUUUUCAUCCAAAUCGACCAUUUCGCCGGUCUCAAACGCUUGAAAUGCUGCCGUCCGGGAGCUCCUUUCCGAUUCUCCGACGAUCCGAAUUUCGGUGGGGAAACCAGUAACACCCACCUGUUUAUGGGCUCCUGCCACGGUCUGCUCUGUUUUCACCUAACCAACACCCUCGCUGACUUCAUCUUGGUCAACCCAUCCACGAGUCAACGCCACUAUGUCAAUAACUAUCUCCAAAAUUUCUCCCUCUGGGCCGGGGCCCAAUUGGCCGGUCGUGGAUUCGGGUACGACCCGAUUACCCACGACUAUAAGGCGGUGCGAAUCGGGUCGUUCAAUGAUCAGUCGGAACCGCGGGCCGAGAUUUACAGCUUGGGGGCGAGAUCUCGCAAGGUGGUAAACAUGCCGUACCUUCCGUUUGGUCCUCACCGGAUGGGCGUCUCCGCCGGCGGCGGGUUGCAUUGGAUCGGCGGAAGGUGCGAUGAUUUAUUCGGGCCGCGGGUAAUCGUGUCUCUGGAUCUCGGGUCCGACGAGUUUUACGAAUUGCCGCAGCCGGAAUUCGGAGAUCAGCCUUUUAUUCUGACGAUCGGAGCUUUGGGUUCAUGGUUGUGCGUCUGCGCGGCUUAUGAAGAUGACGAACGACUCGACGUUUGGGCGAUGGAAGAGCCCGGGAAGAAGGGGAAAGGACGGUGUUGGAAUCGGCUGUACUCGAUUCGAGAUGCUGCAGUGGGCCGUCGAUGGGCUUUGGCUUUGGGCUUUUGGGAGGGCCGAAUUCUGUUCAUGUUGGACCGUAGUGGCUUUGCGUGGUAUGAUCCAUCGAAGGAACGGGUUGAUGUCGUUGAGGUUGAUGGGCCGCCAGAAGAUGUUUACUUUGAUGCGGUUUAUUGUUUGGAGAGUUUGGUUAAACCUUUUGUUUGGAAGGUUGAGGGAAAGAAGCAGGCAAAACAACGGAAUGAGAAGAAGAUAACAUGGAGAAAAAAAGAGGUGUUCUUGAUGGUAACAUAUGCUGGUAAGAACAAUCGAUGAUCCCCUAUUUCCCUGCUGGUUUAAAUAGAUUUUACACUGUUCA
Messenger RNA from Linum trigynum, 1477 nucleotides. NCBI's taxonomy places the organism in Eukaryota, Viridiplantae, Streptophyta, Magnoliopsida, Malpighiales, Linaceae. The record is from the annotation of a GenBank genome assembly.